GGUCAGAGUGAUGGUCCGGAUCAGCUCGGUCCACAGCAGCGGGUUCUCGGAGUCCAUGUCUCUGCUCAAAGUGGACAGCAAGAAGAAACUGUUGACGCUCUAUGAGACGCCAUCUGUUGGACUCGCCGCCGCUCAGAGACGGGGCUCCGCCUCAGUUCCCAAGUGCUUCACCUUUGACACCGUUUUCUCCCAGGAUGCAUCACAGGCUGAGGUGUGUUCGGGGGCGGUGUGUGAUGUCAUCCAGUCGGUGGUGAAUGGAGCCGACGGGUGCAUCUUCUGCUUCGGACACGCCCAACUGGGUAAGACCUACACUAUGAUUGGUCAGGACGGCUCCGCCCAGAGUCUGGGCGUCGCCCCAACAGCCAUCUCCUGGCUCUUUAAGGUGAUGGAAGAGCGCAGACAGAAGUUCGGGACUCUGUUCUCCGUCGGGGCGUCGGCCGUGGAGAUCUCCGGCCGGGAGGAGACGCUCAGCGACCUCCUGGCCGGGCUCGCCUGCUCCUCCCCCUCAGCGGGUGGGCGCCAGGAGGCCCCAGGACCCUCUGUGUCCCUGAGAGAGGACCCUCUCUGCGGAUCCCAGCUGCAGAACCAGACGGAGUUGCGGGCGAACAACGCAGAGCAAGCGGCGUUUCUCCUGGACGCUGCCCUGGCAGCAAGGAGGAGCAGCCGGGCACCGAGUGACCAGGAGGCCAGGCGGAACUCCCACUUCAUGUUCACGCUACACCUGCAACGGGAAAGGCCAGAUGAAGGUGGCAUAUCAGCGAUGUCUGCUGGGAGCCGCCUCCACCUCCUGGACCUGGGGAGCUGUGAGACAGAGGUGAGCCGGACCAGAGAGGGCGGAGGAGGCCGGUGUCUGUCUCUGUCUUCGCUGGGAAACGUUGUCUUGGCCCUCGCCAAUGGGGCAGAGCACGUACCCUACAGGGACAGUAAGCUGGUCAUGCUGCUUGGAGAAUCCCUUGGUAACAUCAACUGCCGAACUACCAUGGUGGCCCACGUGUCCAACUCCCUGACCGACUACAUGGAGACGCUGAGGACACUGCAGCUGGCCUCCCGCAUCCACCACACGGGGAAGAAGAAGUCCAAGCAUGCCUCCAGCUCAUCCGGAGGGGACAGUUCCUGCGAGGAAGGCGGCCCGUCGCAUAGACCUCCUCACCUCCGGCCACUCCACCCGAAAAUUGUGGCCUUGGACCCAGAUAAACCGCUGCUGCUGUCCAGCAACCCUGACUACUCCUCCAGCAGCGAGCACUCCUGCGACACCGUCAUCUACGUCGGACGCAGGGGGGUGGCGGUUCCUGACCGAGAACUCAGCAACAGCGAGAGACCGCCGUCUUUUAUCCCCAUUGUCCCCUCGCUGACCAAAAAGUGGUUCAAAGACGGCCACAGGCCCACCGGCAAUCACUUCAAGUGCAACACGUUCGCAGAGCUGCAGGAGAGGCUGGAGUACAUCGAUGACAGCGAGGGUUCCAACAUCCGUGCCGAGGGGAAACCAUCCAGAGCCACUAAACCCACCGAGACAACGUCACCAACGGGAUCCGGUGAUGUCUCCUCCCUUGAGCUACCAGCCACAAACACCACCGAUCUAACCACGUUGCCUCCAGUCCUUAUGGACACCUCCAAACGGACGAGUGCAGACAGGGUGAAACUCUUAGCCGCUGACCAUCUCUGUGUGGUGAAAGCCGGUGGGGGUUCUCCCCAGGAAUGGGACCCUGGGUGGAGAAAGAAGGUUUACCUCAGGGGAGGUGUUCCGAAGCCGUUGGCCUUUCCGUCCUUACCCAGGACAUCCCAGAAGGCUGCAUGAAGGUAUCCCCCAAUGGGUGUGAGUCAACCAGCACAGAGGCGAGGCAUCUGCUAUGGGUCUCCUAACAUGGAGCAGGCACACAGUGUCCAGGCAUCUCUGUGCGGGGAAUAUCUCCUGAGGACCGCCGUCACAUUGCAGCGUCCCGUGGAGCUGAACGGGGAGGAUGAGCUGGUGUUCACAGUCGUGGAGGAGCUCCCUCUUGUCCCUGACAACGGGGGAGCCUCCAACAUGCUUGUCAUCGCCAGCGACUGCUCUCUGCGUAGGUCCUCCUUUGGCUCCCGGCCCGUCCCCGUCAUCAGCAGCAUGAACGACGAGUAUGCUGCAUUCACAAGUCAAAUGGGAGACAAGGCCUUGGAUGAUGCAUCCGGGAUAACCUCGGCAAGUGUAUUUCAGGAACAGCGGUUCCUGUGGUGCAGCGCCGCGGGCUCCCUGAGCGAGCCGUACUGUGACUCGAGUCCUACCUUCUUUACAGAGUGGCCUCCAUCCCCAGACUCCCCCGGAGGCCCCCUGAACAAAGACUCACUCCAGGUGAGUGCCGGUGCUCCAAACACUUUGGUGUGGGACCACACUCCAUAUACCGGCAACUGUUCCAGUCCUACCCCAGAGCCUACCUCUACUGCAGCUGCAUUCUGCGACAAACAGGAAGGGAGACGCAAUGACGUUUCGCUUCCGGAAAGCAGCCGGUUUGAGGGAGAGGUCGGGUUCCUCUGUACCGGUAGGCCACCGAGCGGUGUUUGCUCCAAGGAGCCCAGAGGGAACACUAACAGUGUGCCUCCGCUAACAAGGGCAACCGCGCUGCCCGCAGCUCAGAGGGUUGUGGAUGGUUGUGAGAGGCCCAGCAGGGGAGGAGCAACUCUGGUCAAGCUGCUAAGACUCACCCAAGGUGCGACAACUAUGGGAAUCAUUUCCGCUCCCCAGAGUUCAGAAUCAAAAUGUGGUCGAGACGGCGCUACUGUGAGAGGAACCCUGAGAUUCUCCUCCUUGGGUAAAAAGUGGAACAGGCAGAAAGGCAGUGCGAUCUCCAGGUCUGGAUCUGGAAACAUCACCCCUCCUGUUCUGCUGUGCAAGCAGUCAAGCCAGGAGCAGAAGAUGACGACUGCACUGUCUCCAAGUGCCUUAAAGACCAGGGGCGACAAAACGUUGACCUCAGAGGAAGAAUUCAAUGUCAGGCUGUGGUCGAAUUCCUUCAGCCACAGAACAUCUAGUUUAAAAAUGCGACGUGGUUUUGACAGAACGCAAGGCAGCAGAUCAGCGUCCUCCAGGUUCUUUGGGAGCCUGAUGUCUGUGGAGGGACAUAGCAGUCAAACCUCUGCUGGGUCCGGAAUGUCCACGGAGUGCAGGGCUCCUUCUUCAGCGACCAGCAGUCGGUCCAGCCAAUCGGCUCCUAGACUCGGGGUUCCGGCCUCUAGCUCCAUAUGUGGUUUUUCCUCCCAAGUUCCGCCUGGAGUCUUUUCAGCCACAAGCAAAACGCUGCCGGUCAAAUGCAGCAGCUCUCGAGCUGCCAAAUCCACUGGAUUGAAGGUCCAAAGUUUGUCAAGAGGUGGCUCCAGGAGCCCAAGCUCCUUCCCUAAACCUCUCAACAAUGUAGCUGGACGCGGCACUCGCCCCCCCUCCUGCAGUAACACCCCGUCCCGGUCGAAAGGUGCCGGCAACGUGCAGGCUGUCGGCAGGGCGCCUAUCAGCCGAGUUAGCGAGCUAGCCUCUGGUGGCCAAAGGAAGCGACUCGCCGGCAGAUCCAGAGAAACGGGAAACGGCAGCAGCUCAAGCGAAGCCGGGGGGUCGCCGAGCAACAUGCCGCCGGUGCCGCCAGCACCACCGUCGCCACCGCCGCCAGCACCACCGUCGCCAGCACCACCGUCGCCUUACAGUAAGAUCACGGCGCCUCGCAGGCCGCAGUGCUACAGCAGCGGACACGGCAGCGACAACAGCAGCGUGCUGAGCGCAGAGCUGCCACCCGCAGUGGAACGCACCGCCCUGUUCCACCACAGCAGAGGCAGCAGCGGCUACGACAGCGUGAGGGAGGACAGUGAGACCACCGGCAGCGCCUCCUCGGAAAGCCCAGCCUCCUCCUCUUUCAGCAGGAGAAGGGCCUCUAAACCACAGAAGAAGAGAGGAAGCGGGUUCCUGCGGCGCCGUCUGAUCCCGGCCAUCCUGUUGGACGCCUCCUCUCCGGGCAGAAAGAGGGGGGCUCAAUGGGUGGACCAGCGCUUUGAGAUAAAGGUGUAUGAGAUCGACAACGUGGAGCGCCUGCAGAGGCGGAGCGGGGAGUUGGUGACGGGGUCGGAGGGUCUGCUCCAUUUCAAUGCCCGGCUGAGGAUGUUGGAGAAGAGGCAGCAGCAGAUCACAGAGCUGAAGAGCAAACACCAGAGGCUGAUGAAGGAGCUGCAGGAGACCAAGACCUGGUUGAUGCUGGACGCCAGCAAGUGGAGCGGAAAGUUUAACGUGGACCAGGACCUGUACCGGGAGUCCCAGGAGUACCUGGAGGCUCUGGCUCAGGCCACUGCAGAGCUGGACUACUGCGUGAACCUCUGCAAGUCCCGGGUCAUGAUGGAGACCUGUUUUGACAUUGUGGGGACGACGGUGGUUGUCACACAGGGGGGUCCGCAGGAGGCAGAGGUGUGACAGGAGAGGCCUGGACCCCCUGUGGUACUGCAGCAGAAAGAAGCCCACAGUUUAAAUGAGGAAUAAAGAGGCUUUAGGUUUGUGAUUCACACAGUAAUCCUGUUUAUUGAAAAGCUUUUUGUCUUCCUGAUGAUUUUAAACGACGUCCUCUGUCCCCGACGUCCUCUGUCCCCGACGUCCUUGUCUCCCUCGGUUUUGCAUUCAACCGUCCUUAGGCUCUUACUCUAUGGACCCUUUUCUUCUUCCUCUUUCAUCUUUCUCCUUUUCUCCUUCUUCACAGUUGAGUCUGAAGAGAAAAAAACAUUUCUUUGUGCUGUGAGACCUGAUUUUUGUAAAGUCAAAUGUUGUCAUGUCCAAUAAAAUGUUAAUAAAGAUGAAUUAAACUGUU
Gasterosteus aculeatus aculeatus (three-spined stickleback) is the source of this 4805-nucleotide messenger RNA. NCBI's taxonomy places the organism in Eukaryota, Metazoa, Chordata, Actinopteri, Perciformes, Gasterosteidae. The record is from RefSeq and is a predicted model, not a curated record.